Molecule: messenger RNA, 1855 nt
Organism: Bolinopsis microptera
Lineage: Eukaryota; Metazoa; Ctenophora; Tentaculata; Lobata; Bolinopsidae
Product: acid-sensing ion channel 1C-like
Exons: 11
Coding region: 33-1565 (510 amino acids)
Biological process (GO): sodium ion transmembrane transport
Cellular component (GO): plasma membrane
Molecular function (GO): ligand-gated sodium channel activity
Source: RefSeq, a predicted model, not a curated record
AGUAGUUCUUGACGACUGUGUGAGAGGAACUAAUGGAAGAGGAGGGGGAUACUGACAGCUGGCUCAAUGAUUUCCGGGUAUUUGCCAGCACCACUAACGCUCAUGGGGUUAAACAGAUAUUCGCAGGAAGAAACAAAUUCAUGAGGCUACUAUUCCUCCUGUCAUGGAUUGCGUGUGUAGUGUAUACUAUCUACAUAGUGAUGACAUCGAUUGUAACCUACAGCAACAAACCAACUGGAACUAAGUAUGAAGUGCUGCUGAAUGACUUUGAGGGGACUAAACCACAGUCUAUAAAGUUUCCAACCAUAACCAUCUGCAGUCACAACAAGGUCAAAAAAAGUUAUUUACAAGCAGAAGGAAAUGAGGCUGUACACGAUUAUUGGGAAAUGGUCGAUCAGUAUAACACGGAAAAGGCUGCAAACAUUAAUUGGACCAAACCAAAUAUGGUCAAAUUACAGAACAUGACAUACCAGGAUCUGAUAGCAGCGGGGGGUCACAGUGACAACAGGUUGUUGAUGUGCGAGCAGCGUGCUGACUUCUGUAAGAAGUGGGUGGACAAUGUGCAGGAGCACUACUUCACUAGAGAUGUCACCAGUUCAGGAGUGUGUUGGAGAGUGAACCCUGCUGGGCUAAUACGUGGUAAGAGUGGAGAUUACGGGAAAAUGAAGAUUCUCAUGUUCGCAGACCUCAAAGACUACAGCAUUCGGACAGCAGAUCAACCACAGCACGGUUUUACUGUAGCAUUCCACGAUAAUGCCACAUAUGGUAUGUCACUCAGCUCUGGGUACUUCAUGAGUCCCGGAUCAAUCUACAAGGUAGAUCUCCAGCUGUCGAAACAGAUACGGAAGCCGCCGCCAAGCGGUAAUUGUAACGCUUCUCUAGUACAUACAACUUAUGGGGCAUACGAUGAAGGGAGUUGCGUCUUGGAAUGUAAAGACAGGUAUUUGAACGAUACUUGCGGGUGUGUGAACAUUGAACCUCCACUCAACAACCUGGGCUACCAAUCCUGCACUUUGAAACAGUGGGCACAGUGUGGCCUCAAGGCCUACAUGGACUUCAACAAGGCGUUCAUGAACCCAGAGCUGGCUGAAAAUAUCUGCCCUUGUCCAAAUGCUUGUAAUCAAACACGGUAUGUGGCACAGCUGUCAAGCUCAGCACUGUCACACCCUUACGUGAGCUCAGUACACAGUCACCCUUUUAUUAAAGGCCUGUUGAAUGAGUUCUCACACCCUGACCUCAAUAUCACAUACGAAAGUCACAGAGAUAUUCAUGAAAAUCUGGUGGUCAUGGAGAUCCUCUUUACAAGCAUGAUAACUACCGAAAUCAGACAGGUGGUAACGUACACCUCCGCCAACCUACUCGGAGAUAUCGGCGGAGUGAUGGGUCUCUUGAUGGGUGCCAGCGUUUUCACCCUCAUAGACUUUGUACAGAUGCUCGUGUUUGCCAUCCAGAAACACUGCUUUAGUAAUUGGUGUCGUAAAGAAAAGGCAGAGAAAUCAAGAGAUAACGAGGAGGCAAGCUGUUUGAAGAAGGAGGAGGAGGAGGAGGAGGAGGAACGGUGUUAAACUUGGAUAUUAUCAAGUUGAUCUAUAUUGGAAUUGACUAUUUAGUAUUUACUGUUUGUUAUCGUUAUAAUUAAUUUUUGUGAAAUUUUCUUAUUCGAAUUUUAUUAGUUUAUCGAGCUUCUCUCAUAAACUAAGAAAUAAACUAAAAAAUAUGUUGGACAACUUUAUUUUCUCAGGACUGAAAGAAAUUAAAAAUAUCUCUUAUUAAACAAUCGUUAUUGGACAACUAUACAAGUAAUUUACUAUUAAAUAUUAUAAUCUAUCAAGAAAUCUGAUAACUUUUCUAACAC